AGUACAACCUACCCCACCCCAAAUCCCCAAAUCAUUUCCUCAAUUACCCUUCUUAAAACCCUAAACAUCUCCUCCUAAUUUCCGAUCAAUCCGAUGCUCGAUCAUUUCCUCCAUGCAACCAAUGGAUUCCGAUCAUCAACCCCAACCCCAACCCCAACCCCAACACACACUCACUAAUCAUCCCACCCGUCACUUUUUCUACGACAACAACAAUUUCACCAUCGCCGAUGACGACAGCUCCGACCCAGAUGACAUCUCCGACGACUACAACGUUCUGAUCAACCGUAUCAACCCUUCAACCCAAAAAACCUACACUGUAUUAACAGAAAACGACCUGAUCAACCUGCAACAACAAGACAUCACUAAAGUAGCCACUGUUUUAUCCAUACCCAAAGAAUCUGCGUGCAUGCUGUUAAUCUCUUACAAUUGGAGUGUUAAUAAUGUUUAUGAAGCUUGGUUUCAGGAUGAGAAUAAAACCCGAAAGCGUAUCGGGUGGUUAUAUGAUCCGGUUGAUGAUCCGGGUGUUGAGUUUCGUAAACCAGAUGAAAGAGUUGUUGUUGAUUGUGGGAUUUGUUUCGAGUCGUUUCGGGUGAGUGAAACGGCGUCGUGUGGGUGUGAUCAUAGGUUUUGUAAGGUGUGUUGGAAGGGGUAUAUAGGUAUGGCGGUUCAGGAUGGGCCGGGGUGUUUGAGUUUGAGGUGUCCGAAGCCGGGUUGUGAGGCUGCGGUUGGGCCGGGUAUGGUUAACGAGUUGGUUGAUGAGAAGGAAAGGAAACGAUACGAGGGUUAUGUGUUGAGGACAUAUGUUGAGAGUAGUAAGAAGAUGAAAUGGUGCCCGGGGCCUGGGUGCGAGUGUGCGGUUUUGUUCGAGGAUGAUUUUGAGACGGGUGGGUAUGAUGUGGUUUGUGUUUGUAAGCAUGGGUUUUGUUGGAAGUGUUUGGAGGAUGCGCAUCGUCCGUUGGUUUGUGAGACGGUGGAGAAAUGGGUGUUGAAGAACACCUCCGAGGCGGAGAAUACGAAUUGGAUAUUUGCGUAUACGAAGCCUUGUCCGAAGUGUAAGCGAGCGAUUGAGAAGAAUAAUGGGUGUAUGCAUAUGACUUGCGGCCCGCCUUGUGGAUAUCAGUUUUGUUGGUUAUGUCUUGGCCCGUAUUUCGGACAUGAUGGCGUAGCUUGUAACGGGUUUAGUAAAAAAAGUGAAGUUGAAAAACAAAAGGUGGUGACGAAGAAAGCGAUUGAGAGGUACACGCAUUACUAUGAACGAUGGGCUGCGAAUGAGAGGUCGAGGAAACAGGCCCUUUUAAGCUUGGAGAAGAUUGAAAGUGUGUAUCUCAAAAAACUUUGUUCGACUUACUGUCAACCAGAGAUGCAGCUGCGGUUUAUUAUCGAUGCUUGGCUGCAGAUAGUUGAAUGCAGGCGUGUGCUGAAAUGGACAUACGCGUAUGGAUAUUACAUACCCAAAAUAGAACAUGCGAAAAGAUUGUUUUUUGAGUAUGUGCAGGGUGAAGCAGAAGUCGGCUUAGAACGGCUUCAUGGUUGUGCAGAGAAGGAAUUGCGAACUUACAUUGUAAAUGGAGAAGCCACUGAGGAAGAGUUCAAUAGUUUUAGGGUGAAGUUAACUGAUUUGACUAGUGUGACUCGGUCCUAUUUCGAGAAUUUGGUUAGGGCACUAGAGAAUGGUUUGUCAGAGGUUGAUUCUCAUGAGGCUUGCACCAAGACCAGAACUAGCUCGAAGCAGGGUGUGGCGGUUGGCUCUACUAGCAAGGCUAGAGGGCGAAGGAGAUCUGGUCAGGGUGGUGAAUCAUCAAACCGAGCGUCUGAUCAUGCAAAGAGAUUGAGGAUGAUGAUGAUGAUGAGGCUUGGCAUGGAUGAAGCACAGAGAAAUGAGAACCCGACGGCUGGUGAGUCAUCGAGCCGUGAUAAGUUGGGUGAUUAAGAAAGAUGAAGGUGUUUGUUUUGGUUAUGUUGUGAACAUGAAUGGUUUGCAGGGUAUUUGGUACAGUUCUUUUGAAACUGCAUAGUUUAAGUUAAGUUGUGACCUUUUCUUUUGUGGACAAUCUGAUUGCUCCUUUUAUAUUUCUUUUGUCUUAUAUUUAGGCAAAAAUUUUAGAAAAAAUCAACACAUGUAAGUUGAGUCUUAGGCGGUGACCGGUUCGGAGGAGAUGGAAUGUGUCAAAGGAAUUAUAAUUAAUUUUAAUAGAAGUUUGUAGUGUGUUUAGUUUGUAA
Messenger RNA from Helianthus annuus (common sunflower), 2220 nucleotides. RefSeq names its product probable E3 ubiquitin-protein ligase ARI10. Bases 113 to 1930 code for a protein of 605 amino acids. The record is from RefSeq and is a predicted model, not a curated record. Gene Ontology annotation, molecular function: ubiquitin protein ligase activity; zinc ion binding; ubiquitin conjugating enzyme binding. Lineage: Eukaryota; Viridiplantae; Streptophyta; Magnoliopsida; Asterales; Asteraceae. The transcript has a single exon. Gene Ontology annotation, cellular component: cytoplasm; ubiquitin ligase complex. Gene Ontology annotation, biological process: ubiquitin-dependent protein catabolic process; protein polyubiquitination; positive regulation of proteasomal ubiquitin-dependent protein catabolic process.